Messenger RNA from Eucalyptus grandis, 1493 nucleotides. Its product is annotated as probable serine/threonine-protein kinase PBL2. The transcript is spliced from 6 exons. Gene Ontology annotation, molecular function: ATP binding; protein kinase activity. Gene Ontology annotation, biological process: protein phosphorylation. Bases 189 to 1313 code for a protein of 374 amino acids. NCBI's taxonomy places the organism in Eukaryota, Viridiplantae, Streptophyta, Magnoliopsida, Myrtales, Myrtaceae. The record is from RefSeq and is a predicted model, not a curated record.
AAAUUCCAUCUUGACUAGCUGCUACCUAUGCUCCUCCAUAUUCACAUUGACCUUCACCUCAGAUGGGCACAUUUAGCAGACCUUCUUGAAGUCUAGAUUGAAUCUAUCUUAAAAUUUUUGGCUUUACGGACAUCCGUUUGAAGUGGGUCUUGAGACAUCUGCCGAGAAAAGAGCCUCCAGUACCGCAUAUGGGAAAUUGCUGGAGGAAACCUGCAAAGUGUGCUCAUGCAUCGUCCAACAAGUUCUCAGAACGUGCGAAUUCUCGGAGCAAAAGUAAACUGGAUUCGGCCUCAGCUCCUCAUGACAAGGGACCGACUUCCGCAAAUCCAGAAAUUUCUCCUGUUAUAUCCGAAGCCAUUUCAUCUGCCUCUAUCAAUCUGAAGUCUUUCAGCUUCAGCGAUUUAAAGAAUGCCACCAAGAAUUUUCGCUCAGAGAGUCUAAUUGGGGAGGGAGGUUUCGGGUUUGUCUUCAAGGGAUGGAUCGAUGAGAGCACAUUAGUCCCCACUAAACCAGGAAGCGGCAUUGUGGUGGCUAUCAAGAAACUCAAGCCAGAGAGCUUCCAAGGCCAUAAGGAGUGGCUUGCUGAGGUCAACUACUUAGGUCAGCUUCACCAUGAAAAUCUUGUAAAACUCAUUGGCUAUUGUUCAGAGGCAGACAAUAGACUUCUUGUUUAUGAAUUCAUGCCAAAGGGGAGUUUGGAGAACCAUUUAUUCAGAAAAGGUGUUCAACCUAUGGUUUGGUCUGCGCGGAUGAAUAUUGCGAUUGGUGUUGCCCGUGGAUUGUCCUUCUUACAUAGUUUAGCUGCAAAUGUAAUUUUCCGUGACUUGAAGGCAUCAAAUAUUCUGCUUGACUCGGAUUUCACUGCGAAACUUUCAGAUUUUGGCUUGGCAAGGGAUGGCCCUAGCGGAGAUGAAACCCACGUUUCCACCCGAGUGGUGGGAACUCGGGGUUACGCGGCACCUGAAUAUGUUGCGACAGGUCACUUGACCCCAAAGAGCGACGUUUACAGCUUCGGCGUUGUCUUGCUAGAAUUGCUCACGGGAAGGCGGGCAAUGGAAGAUGAGAGAGGUGGGUUUGUGGACGAGACCCUCGUGGAGUGGGCGAAGCCGUUUCUAAAUGACACAAGACGAGUGUUGAGAAUCAUGGACUUGAGGUUGGGAGGCCAAUACUUCAAGAAGGAAGCUCAAGGCGCGGCUGCUCUCGCACUGCAAUGCCUCCAUACAGAUCCCAAGAAUAGACCGCACAUGACCGAAGUCCUAUCCACGUUAGAGAAACUCCAGACAACGAAGCAGCCAUCGAGGCAACCGGCAUAACGAGAUAGAUGGUCACAGAACUACAGAGCAUCAUCGUACACAGAUGCUUUAGGACUAUUAAGAUGAUCUUACUCUAGUAUAUGAUUCGUAUGUAUAAAUGAAUUCAUAAUCUGCUAUGUCAGUAUGCAAAAACUGUUUCAUCAACAAAGAAGUGAAAAAGCUACACACUUUCUCAUGCCA